Messenger RNA from Diospyros lotus (date-plum), 1531 nucleotides. RefSeq lists its product as uncharacterized. The coding region runs from base 922 to 1446 and encodes 174 amino acids. Lineage: Eukaryota; Viridiplantae; Streptophyta; Magnoliopsida; Ericales; Ebenaceae. The record is from RefSeq and is a predicted model, not a curated record. The transcript has 3 exons.
UAGCGUGAGGGAUAACAACCCCAUAUCAGGAGAUGUCACAUAUUAUGGAGUUCUAAAUGAUAUUUUAGAGUUAGAUUAUCUCAGUGGUAAAAAAGUGACGCUAUUCAAUUGUGAUUGGGUUUCUCAAAGAAGUGGAAAGAAAGAAGAUGAUGAUGGUUUCACCUUAGUCAAUUUCACUAGACUCAUGCCCACAAAUGAGCCAUUUAUUUUAGCUUCUCAAGCACAACAAGUGUUUUAUGUGGAAGACCCUACAGAAAAAGACUGGCAUGUUGUAAUAAGAACCACACCUAGAGACCAAUUUGAUCAAAAAGUCAAUUCAUGUGAGGAUGAUAUAGAGACUCAGCUGCAAAGCCAUGCAUGCAAUCCUCAAAUUCAAGAUGGUGACAUCAAUGUUGAUAUUACAUGGGCUAGGGAGCAUGAUGAAUUUGAUGCUUAUGGUUGAUAUGGUUCAUUAUUAUUUUUUUAUGUUAUAACUUUGUACGACUUUCAAUUCUAUGCUUUUCUAAAUUGAGUUUGUAGUUUUUAAUGCUUUCUCCUUUGGGUUUUAUUUUCAAUUAAUUCAUUUUUCGUUGUAGAAAACUAUAUAUCAAGAUUGUGUUGUCUUAAUUAGCUAUUUCAAUUAUCUAAAUACUAUUUGUGUGUUGUUCCAUUAGUUUGGUACAUAGAAUCAUUGUUAUAUAACAGUGAGUAUUGCUACAUUCACACAAAUUCAGCUUGAUGGCACCAAGAACUAGAAUUGGACGUAUGUCUGAUGGGUUGGACUCAAACCAGUCAAGAAGAGAUUUAAGCAACACUCAAACCAAUAUAGUCUCAGGUAAUCUAUCAACUUUUCUAAUUCAGCUUUGCUCAUUUCACUUUAUACUUCUAUAAUGUUUUGGAAUAGACAAUGGUAUCAAGAAGAAUGUACGAGGGCCAACAUUUAUGCGAAAAAUUUGGGCUCGAGAUAAGCAAGAGGCUAUUCAAGUUGAAUUUAAUGACCUAGGGCAACCUAUUGAUGAAAAGUCAUCAAGUGAAUUAGCUCACUUCUUGGGGGCUAUAGCACGCAAUGGAAGAUACGCACCAUUACAUUAUAAGAAUUGGAUCAAAGUACCUCAAACUUAUAAAAAAGAGAUGUUGACCCAAGUUCAGGAAAAGUUUCAGCUUCCUCCUGGUCAAGAGGAUUGGAUAUUGAAAUCUAUCGCCAAAAAGUGGAGAAAUUGGAAAUCUUUUGUGAAAACAAACUAUUAUGAUCCAAAUGUAUCUCUUGUUGAACAAAUGAAAAAUGUUCCUGAAAGAGUUCAUGAAGACCAAUGGAAGGAGUUGGUAACUUUUUGGAAUUCUGAUGCAUCAAAGAAAAAGGAACUUGGCUAUUACCCAUCACGCUCUACCUUGUUCAUUGAGUGUUACUCAAAAGGUGAAACUCCGGGAAAUGAUGUAGCUAGUCAAGCAAUGGUAAUAGUUAAAUAAAAAUAAUAAUAAUUUAUUUGUCCAUUUGUUUAUAUUUAUUCUUUGAAUAUAAUUUUUUUUUUUUUGUAGGAAGCAAUGCGUGAGU